AUAUUUCCCAAUACUUCCUGUGCAUGCGUAGUUCAGUCAACGACAAAUAUACGUAAUAGAAACGCGGCAACGUUCGGCAAAGUUCCAGGUUCCUCAGUGAAGCGAUUUCUACAAUUUAUCGCCGAGAGGUUAUAACCGGGUAUUUCGAUACCUCAUUUCAUUUCACAGUAACAGAUAUAUUUAAAAAAUGACCGAUCAGGUGAACCCGAAAGCAUACCCGCUGGCCGAUGCUACUCUGACAGCAAAGAUCUUGAAUUUGGUUCAACAAGCAAUGAACUACAAGCAGCUUCGCAAAGGAGCAAACGAAGCUACAAAGACUCUUAAUCGAGGUCUAUCAGAGUUUAUCGUGAUGGCUGCAGAUGCAGAACCUCUGGAGAUCCUACUCCACCUUCCGCUACUCUGCGAAGACAAGAAUGUUCCCUAUGUCUUUGUUCGUAGCAAGCAAGCUCUCGGACGAGCUUGCGGAGUUUCCAGACCUGUGGUUGCUUGCUCGGUAACAGUAAAUGAAGGAUCUCAACUUAAGCCACAGAUUUUGGCUAUCCAACAAGAAAUCGAACGGCUAUUAGUGUAAAGGCUGUAAUAGAAGACCUCCGGGAGUACCUGAUUCUAAAAAUUAAAACACCGCGGAAUAAAUUCGCAUAUUUUUCUACGCAAUCCUGUUUUGCUUCUUCGUCCGAGGAAGUCUACCAGAAAUUAUUUCAACGAAAAUGAAACUGAUUUAUAUGCAUAUGUAUAUGUAUAACAUACAUAUUGUAGCACUACAAAUAAUCGUAUUAUUACCAAUAUUUGAAUAUUAUACCCAUUUCUUUCAAUACCAUCUGCCGCAACCAUUUACAAAACAUUUUUGUGAAUUCGGAAGGUCAGUAAAUAAAUGAAACUUUGUAACAAAAAACAUAAUCUUUUAACUACCUUUCUUUUUGUAAUGUUGCUCUACCAGUCAUGUGAUCAGGAACUUUGCUCAUGGCUCGGCCUUUCAUGAAUAUGACUUUUCAAACUUGGAAUAAUUCAUGCAUUUCACUACAAAGAAAAAGAAACAUCUAAAAUUAAUGGCAACUGUUGUCGCAAUUGAAAAUGAGAACAAUGAAGGUUAGUUGUAAUUUUUAAAUAAAUACUGUAUUGGUUCAAAUAUAAGAUGAUUUUGGAUUUCAAAACUACGUAUCAGAAAUCAUAUUAUAAUAAUACCUAAAUAAGGGACAUCUGGAUAUAAGUCAAUAGAGUCUUCCAGUCAUAUACAGUAUCAAAAACCUGGACUCAUAUUUGAAACAAGACGGUGCUACUGUUCGUGUCUGCUCAUCUAUACACUAUUACUAUGUAUUCCAAUGGAUGCUGUUUAUUACAUAGGGGAAAUAAAAAUGGAUAAAACGUUCUAAAUACAACAUAAAACGUAACAUAUAUUUGAUUCGAAAUUAAUAAUUAAUAUGGACUGAAGCAAAGUUAAGUAAACGAGAUUAUACUCUGUGAAAUAAAACAACGAUUAAAGCAAUUACGAUUAAGGUCGAUAAAAAAAAUUUGCGCACCCACAGCUCUUCAAUAUUAACGUAUUUGUGUAAAAUAGGCCUCAAUACUCCAAGGCAUUGAAAAACUAUUUUGUA
Molecule: messenger RNA, 1592 nt
Organism: Neodiprion virginianus
Lineage: Eukaryota; Metazoa; Arthropoda; Insecta; Hymenoptera; Diprionidae
Gene: hoip
Product: NHP2-like protein 1 homolog
Exons: 2
Coding region: 188-571 (127 amino acids)
Biological process (GO): maturation of SSU-rRNA; mRNA splicing, via spliceosome; ribosome biogenesis
Cellular component (GO): U4/U6 x U5 tri-snRNP complex; precatalytic spliceosome; nucleolus
Molecular function (GO): RNA binding
Source: RefSeq, a predicted model, not a curated record